Salvia splendens (bonfire salvia) is the source of this 2000-nucleotide messenger RNA. Its product is annotated as protein SMG9. NCBI's taxonomy places the organism in Eukaryota, Viridiplantae, Streptophyta, Magnoliopsida, Lamiales, Lamiaceae. Gene Ontology annotation, biological process: nuclear-transcribed mRNA catabolic process, nonsense-mediated decay. The record is from RefSeq and is a predicted model, not a curated record. The transcript is spliced from 7 exons. The coding region runs from base 704 to 1855 and encodes 383 amino acids.
UAUAAUUGGUAAAAUAUAGUAUAACUUAAUAUUUUAUUUUUGUUUUUAAGAUUCUUACAUAUUUAUGGGAUUUUUAGGCAUUAUACAAACAUUGAGAACAUACUCAGUUCCCACCUAUUUUAUUGUUAUAUUACCAUUUUAAUAUUUUGAUACAUGAAGUAUGCACCGUUUAAACAAGUAAAAUACUCAAAACCAAUACCCUAUUAGCAAACUAAAUAUUUGUAUUGCAAUUUUUUUAAACGAUUUGUUGUACAUAUGAUAAUAAUAUACCGUGGUGUAUCUCAACCGAUGAUCAACAGUAAAUUUGAACAUUUUUUUUAAUUAAAAAGCUAUGUUAAGCUGUCAAACAUUAGGAUUAAUAUACUAUUUAAAAAAACAUUAUUCCACUAUAUAUCUCAACAGAAUAUCUAUCUUGCUAUAUCAAUUUAAAUCACACCAAGAAAUAUUAUCAUAAUUGAAAACCGAGUAAAACACAUUUUUUGUGCUAGGAAAUUAAAUAUAGUAUUUGAAUUUUAUUUUUUCUUGUUAUUUUUUGCUACAUUAUAAUAAAAAUAUUAAGAUAAUUUUUAAGUAGUAUUUAACAAUAUCAUAUCGUGAGUUAUGUGACUACUACAAUAAAACCUUAAACAAAUGCCCAAAUCCAGAAUCCGAAUCUGAAUCUCCCACUUCUCACUGUCAGAACUAUCAAAUCGCAGCUUCGAUAAUGGCGGGAAGCGGCGGCGGGAACCCUAACACAACCCCCAAAAUACUGCUAGCAAAGCCCGGCCUUGUCGCCGCCGGCAAAUUACAUCGAGGCGGCGGCGGAGCCGAUGAGGACGCCGCGGCGCUCCGCUCUCGCCUCCCCUCUGUUGGGUCUCUGAAUCUCCUGUCCGAUUCCCGGGAUUUUCAGAUUGAUCGAUUUUUACCGUUUUUGACGGACAACACUGAGUUUACCGUGGUGGGUGUGAUUGGCCCACCGGGUGUGGGGAAAUCAACCAUUUUGAAUGAAAUUUAUGGCUUUGAUUCUUCCUCUCCAGGAAUGCUGCCUCCUUUUGGCGUGGAAUCGGAGGAAACAAGGGUGAUGGCUAGGCAUUCGACAGUAGGAAUCGAGCCCAGGGUCUCCUCCGAAAGGAUCAUACUUCUCGAUACACAGCCCGUAUUUAGUCCCUCGGUUUUAGCAGAGAUGAUUAGGCCCGAUGGGUCAUCCACAAUCUCAGUAAUAAGUGGCGAAUCAUUAUCCGCAGAGCUAGCUCAUGAGAUGAUGAGCAUACAGCUUGGCGUUCUGCUUGCAUCUGUUUGUCAUAUUGUCAUCGUGGUAUCCGAGGGAGUUCACGAUGCCAGCAUGUGGCGCUUGAUGAUGACGGUGAAUCUAUUAAAACACGGCAUACCCGAUCCGUCUUCCACAGCACUGUCUCAUCCACAGAGCUCCGACAAAGAAGCUGCUAACAAGCCUCUGGUGGAGAGCGGAGAAGAAUACAUGGCUGCUCACAUUUUUGUGCACACGAGGGUCCGCGACCACGACAACACUCCACAGCACUCUCAGGCGCUGCAGAAAGCCCUCGCACAGUGCUUUGGCACGUCCCCGUCUGUGAGUGAAGGCCAAGAUGCCGCGAGAGGUGCUCAGCACAAGAAACUGUUUCUUGUCCCGGCCAAGGGUAAAGAUGGCUCGUCUAGGCCGCUCUACGAAAGCUAUGCAUCUGCCCUUUGGAAAGUGAGGGAUCAGGUGUUGUCGAUGACCACGUCGUCGUUUUCACGGACGGUUUCGGAGCGUGAGUGGCUGAAGAACUCCGGCAAGGUAUGGGAGCUGAUCAAGAAUUCUCCAACUAUUGCAGAUUAUUGCGCUACGCUUCAAACAUCUGGUUUCUAUAGGAAAUAGCUCUCUCUGUCGUAUUAAAUCAAUCAUUAGUCACGACUUUUCAUAUCAAUUUUCUCCAUAUUUUUUAUACUGGACUGAAGUUUGAUAAAUUGUGGGUUAUUUCUGUAUAAUAGCGAUAUUAUGAGCCAUUUUUCAUACGCAUGAU